GUCCCACCUCUCGCAGCCUGACCCUUGUAUCUGUUCUUUGUAAUAUAAGGAUCUACGUUACGUUGUGUGUUCCUGCCCUUCCCCCACACUGGAAUACUUCGGGAGACACGACAUCCUACACACAGGGCCCCGUAGAGGUGAAGCGGGAGAAGACCACGCACCUGUUCUUCCCAAUCAUCACCAUGUUCCUGAUGGUAGCGAUCGUGCUGGCCAUCACCAGCCCAUACGCCAUCAUUCAGGGCUCCUACAUGGGCGGCACCACCGUCGUCUCGUUGCUGCUCGCAUACUACAUCAUGGGCCGCCUGUUUCACACGGGCCAGAUGUUCGUCAGCAAGGUGAGCGAGGCCGAGGGAAUCUUGAAGGAGCUGAGAAGCAAGAGUCAGGACCUCAGUGUCAGCGUGAAGGUGAACCUCGUAAUAGGGAGCCUGUCGUCCUUACUUACCUUCGAUGUGUGUGGCUGGUACACCCUCAGCUACUCUUCCUUCCUUGGGAUCUUCAAUAUCAUCAUGACGUACAUAGUGAUAAUAUUCCAAGUGGGAGGAGCAGCCGUAAAGGACCAAUAAGUCCCGUAAGACCACACAAAGAAAAUGGAGACAUACAACGAAACAUUUCAACAAACGAGGCACUUUGAUGGGGAACUUGCACAAAAUGUAGAGGAAGAAAAUGGUGAAAGUUUAGUCCCUAGUCUGUCUUCAGAGCCCACAGAGAUGAUUAGUCAAGUUCUCAUGGGUCUCUCUCUCUCUCUCUCUCUCUCUCUCUCUCUCUCUCUCUCUCUCUCUCUCUCUCUCUCUUCGAUUGGUGAUGUAUAAUUCUUGUUAAAUACAUGAAAACACCCUUAAAGACUCCAGUGAUAUCCAAUACAGCAUGUUCACACUGAGAUGUUUGUGAAUGAGGUGCCUGAUUAACAAGACAGGCUGAUAAACUCGAGUGUUUUUGCAAAGAUUACGUGGUUAAAUUCAUUUACCUACUUUUUUUAUUUUUUUUGAUGGAAAGAUCAGGUGGGUGUGCACGCAGAGCCAAGACUACCACAUGACUCACUCCUGUGGCUUCUCUCGCGGUUUCGUUGUCUGUAUGUCAACGUGUAUAAAAUGAAAUGGACAUGUACGUUACCGAUGAUGACAUUGUACUUAUAAACUUCAACAAGCAAACAAAAAAAAAAAAAAACAACUCUAUGAAUAAUAAAAUGGCAAGAAACAGAAGCGUGAUGAUUUUCAUUUAUACUUUACUUCUUAUCACUGUCCCGUGUGGCACGUGUCCCAGUGUUUGAUUUGAGCUCCAGGCUGACAUAACCGACAGAGACACGAAGGAUCUCCCAGCCGUAACUCUUCAGAGACAACGGAGUGAUAGAGCGACCCACAAAAUUGAUCCAGCAAACUUUAAAUCCACAAAGAAAGUUAAACCGCAGCCAGUAAGAAAAUAAGAAGCAGCAGAGGACACUAGGUAUAAAUUUGUGGCCCAGAAAAGACGAUUAUGUAUGGGCGAGAUGGAUGGCGACACGCAUGACUUGGGACAAAAGUACAUGAUAAUAUGAGUCCUUAU
Molecule: messenger RNA, 1539 nt
Organism: Scylla paramamosain (green mud crab)
Lineage: Eukaryota; Metazoa; Arthropoda; Malacostraca; Decapoda; Portunidae
Exons: 5
Coding region: 183-563 (126 amino acids)
Source: RefSeq, a predicted model, not a curated record